AUGAGUAACAGGAGCUUACCAUUGGUUGCUGCAUCAGAAGUAGCCAAACACAAUACUGAGAAAGAUUGUUGGGUUACCUUGUACCAACGUAAGAUAUACAAUGUCACCUCAUUUCUCGAUCAACAUCCUGCUGGUGGCGAUAUCAUUUUGCCAUAUGCUGGUAAAGACGUUACUGAAAUCAUGGCUGAUAUAACCAGCCAUUCGCACUCUGAAUCAGCUUAUGAGAUGUUGGAUGAUGAUAUGUUGAUUGGGUACAUGGCCACGGAGAUUGAAGAACGUGAAUUGAUCAACAACAAGAACAAUACUCCAGUUGAAAUGAAGUUGGUUACCACGACAGACUCUGAUGGGAAUGAAUUCGACAUGUACACUUUCCAUGAUCAUUUACCUGCAAUGGAGAAAUUAUCUAUUCAAACCGAUUUCAGUGAGGAUGCAAAGAAGCAUAAGUUUUUGGAUUUGAAUAAACCAUUGUUGAUGCAAUUGUUACGCAGUAAUUUCACUAAGGAAUUUUAUCUUGAUCAAGUUCAUAGACCAAGACACUAUGGUAAAGGAUCAGCACCAUUAUUUGGCAACUUUUUGGAACCAAUUUCAUUGACUCCAUGGUGGGUGGUUCCAUUAGUUUGGUUGCCACCAAAUAUGUACAUCUUUUACGUUGGAUUUGUUAAUCAAUCACCCAUUAUUGCAUUGAGUUUCUGGGUUAUGGGAUUAUUUGUUUGGACCUUGGUUGAAUACUUUUUACAUCGUUUUGUUUUCCAUGUUGAUUACUUGUUGCCCGAUCAUCCAUAUUUCUUAACUUUACAUUUCCUUUUACAUGGUGUUCAUCAUUACUUACCAAUGGAUGGUUAUAGAUUAGUUUUGCCACCGGCAUUGUUUGUUGUCCUUGCUUACCCUUUUUAUAGGUUGGUGUUUGCUAUUUUCCCAUUCUACAUGGCUUGUUCUGGUUUUGCUGGUGGUACUUUAGGUUAUAUAAUGUAUGAUGUUACUCAUUACGUGUUGCAUCAUACUAAAUUACCCAAGUUUUUACAAGAUUUGAAAACUUAUCAUUUGGAACAUCAUUACAAGAAUUAUGAAAUGGGAUUUGGUGUCACUAGUAGAUUUUGGGAUGUGAUUUUUGAAACCGAAAUUCAUGAUACUUUUGAAAAGAGGGCAUAG
Lodderomyces parapsilosis is the source of this 1149-nucleotide messenger RNA. RefSeq names its product fatty acid alpha-hydroxylase (gene SCS7). The record is from RefSeq and is a predicted model, not a curated record. Gene Ontology annotation, cellular component: endoplasmic reticulum; membrane. Lineage: Eukaryota; Fungi; Ascomycota; Pichiomycetes; Serinales; Debaryomycetaceae. Gene Ontology annotation, molecular function: fatty acid 2-hydroxylase activity; iron ion binding. The transcript has a single exon. Gene Ontology annotation, biological process: lipid biosynthetic process; fatty acid metabolic process. The coding region runs from base 1 to 1149 and encodes 382 amino acids.